Messenger RNA from Chara braunii, 5396 nucleotides. The record is from the annotation of a GenBank genome assembly. NCBI's taxonomy places the organism in Eukaryota, Viridiplantae, Streptophyta, Charophyceae, Charales, Characeae.
AUACGCACUUUUACAUGUAGUGACCGCACACGCAAUAUUUCGUGACCUCUUAUGAGCAAGAGAUUCCAGAGCAUUAUUGACACCGUCGUUGUCGUGGCGAACACGAGCACGACGCCCGGCACGACGACGAUCGUGCUAGACACGACGACGACCUUGCCCGACACCUCGGCGAUCGUGCUCGACACGACGGCGGGCGCGCUGGACACGAUGACGAUCGUUGUCGACACGACGAUGAUCGUGUUUGACACGAUGAGGACGAUCAUGCUCGACACGACCACUACCGUGUUCGACACGACGAAGACGGUUGUGCUCGACCACCAUCGUGGUCGACACGACCACGAUCGUGCUCGACAAGACGACGACCGUGUUCGACACGACCACGAUCUUGUUCGACACGACGACGAUCGUGUUCGACACGACAAGGAUCGUGUUCGACGAUCGUGUUCGACGACCUCGUCCGACGACCACGCUUGGCACGACGACGAUCGUGCAGGGCACGACGUCGAGCGCGCUCGACACGGCGACCAUCGUGUUCGACACGACAGUACGAUCGUGUUUGACACGACGACGAUCGUGUUCGACACGAGGACGAUCAUGUUCGACAUGUCGACCAUCGCGCUCGACAUGACGACCAUCGCGUCAGACACGACGACGAUCGUGUUGGACACGACGACGAUCGUGCUCGACACGACGACGAACACGACGAUGAUCGUCUGGGACACGACGAUGAUCGUGUCGGACACGACGACGACCGUGUUCAACACGACGACGAACACGACGACGAUCGUGUGGGACACGACAACGAUCGUGUCGGACUGGACGACGACCGUGUUCGACACGACGACGACUGUGGUGGACAUGACGACCUGCGCAAAUAAACGCCAUAAAGAAGUGAACGAGUUGUCUAUGUCCGGAAGGGGUAUGUGUUUAGUUCAAAGAGAGGUCGAUGGGAGACUGGAUAUCGUGGUCGGUGGCAAGGUGGAGGACGUCGGCGCUUGGCGCGAGGUCGAGACUAAAGUCGUUUCUAUUCGGGAUGCAAUAGGCGGUUCUCUCAUCGGGAACUCCAGGCGUAGAAGGUCUGGUGAAACGUCCGUUGCAGGUGUGGGAGACGAGGUGCCUAUCGUCGACCACAAAGACAAGUGUUGGAUGUUGGACUGGGUGGGUGGAAUCGGGGAACCCUCGAGUGGACUGGUUCUGUACGUGCUAAUCAAAGAUAACAUUUUGUCGAUCGGCGGUGUGGUGAAGUGGAGUGGACGACAUUCACAGUUCGCCAUGUUGGAGUUGACGAUGGUCCUUAACGCUAAAGGUGAGCGGAUGACAAAUGUCAAACGCGUUGUUUUUCGUUGGGCCAAACACGCUGAGUACGACAAGAAGCUUUAUGAUAUUUUCAAUCCGCCCGGGACGAAGAAAUUGACGUUGCCGGACCUUCCAACGGUUUUCGCGUUCUUCGACAGUAAUGUGGUCGCAGGGCACGAGCCGGUGGUGCAAGCUGCCGACCGCAUAUCUAAGCCGAAAAACGUGCUUUCGUCAUCCUUGGAGGCGGCUCCCUCGUCGAGACCAAUCACUAUAGGUAUCCGCCCUUUUCUGCAAUCCCUUCGGACUCCAGGUGCUGCAACGCGAGUUUCGAAAUUUGGGCAGAUCGGGGAGAAAGGUCCGUGUCGCGGCCAAAUCGUGUUGUCAGCCCCUGUGAAGUCUAGAACAACAUCAACCAAGGAACCCGUUUCCUUGGUCUGCCCACCACGUUAUGACUUCGACAUUCCAAGCCGGGCGCAAUAUUUUGAAGAUGACGACGAGGAGAACAGUGAGGAGGAUUCGGAGGGCGAUGAAGAAUGCGAAAAACAUGAGGAGGGUGGCGAUGACAGCGUGGAGCAUGGGGAAGAAGCGGAAGUAGAGAGUGAGCAGACAAUCAGCGAGAGAGGUGGUCCAGGCGAAUUGGAGGGUGGUCUAGGGAUUGAAUAUGAGGAUGAAGGGCAAGAAGAGGAAACGACCGGAGAGGGAGGGUAUGCACAACGGCUCCCGUCGAGACAUGGGCAUUGGGGUGCGGAUCGAGGGCGCGGGGGAAUGCACCACGAAGUGACGGUCGUGCCGGUGCAUACCGAUGCAGCACGGCUGGCUGAGAAGAAGAGGAAGAUCAGACAAGAGAGGAGAAGUGCUUUGGACAGUAAGAGAACCAAGCAGGAGGGGGGGACCAAGCAGGAGGAGGGUCACAAACGCAAGUUGAAACUGCUGCUUGUUGAUGAGGCGGUCCGGCGUACGCGGGAGGCUGAGGAGGCCAUGAAGAAAAAACGGCAGCGAAGGAAAAAAACAGCGAAGAGAGGUGUGAUGGAAAAAACUUUCGUUUUUCCGGCGGACCACCCACAGUCGGAUGAAGACGAUGUGGGCAAGACAGUCACCAGACCGCCCAGUUUGCAGAUUCUGCCGCUUGAUAAUUCUUCUGGUCAUCUGAGCAAAGACUUCUUCCUUGAGUUCGACGAGAAUGGUAACCAAAGGCCGGAAAUACAGUUCAUUACUGUCAAGUUCGAUAGGAUUCUAGAUAUCCCUGAGGAGGAGUUCAGAUAUAAUCAACGUUUUCUCGGUCAGCAACAUAUUGAUGACAUUUACGACGCAAUGGUUGAAUCGGGAGAGGCAACUAUCACAGAGAGAACGACUGGAGCCGCCGGGGUGAAUGUAUGUACAUUAUAUGAGAAACCUGUCCUUUUGUUGGUUGGGCUACAUGAUACGAUGCAUACUGACGCUUCCGGAACAAAUGUGAGAGCAAGAAGAGUGACACCCGGCGAAUUCGAUCUCCAAUCCGUGCGCAACUACUACUGGUACCCUCUCAGUGGUCAACGUAAUGUUGCGGCGGGAAGGAAAUGUUUUCAAGAGCGCCCUGACAUCGCCCGUGAGCUCCGUUUGGAUUACUGGACUGCAAGGCCUGUUUACUAUCCGGAUAGGACCAUGGAUAAUUACGGCACCUUGAGCACUUUCCAAAAUGCGAAAGACAAAUGGAAUACUCCUCCACACCAGAUUGCUGUCAUUCAGGACAUACGAAAGUUGUGGCUGGCAGCCGGUCGUCCUGAAGCCAUAGGCGGAUCUGCUGCAGACGCCAAAAAUAAGGAGUAUAGAGAGUUUGCAGCGAUGGCCCUUUGCUCGACCGGGAUUGAUCAUUUAGUUACUCUGUCGCUUAAGAGUUGGACCAAGGAAUGGUCCGACUUCCUUGGGCCUUACAUGAUAUUGGCAAGGGCGACAGAAGAAGUGUUUGACAAGGUGCGAGAAGUGUAUUCUGCUUGGGAGAGUGGACAGUUGUCGGGGAGAGAUGCUGUGAAGCCUGCCACCAAACAAGGUGAAUUGGGGAAAGCGCCGAGACCUGGACCCGGAUUCGAGUUGGUAAAAGGAGUCAGGGUUCCAGUGCACUGGAUUCAGGGUACUAGAGAACUUGGUUACCUCGUGGCUGUGCACGAUCUGGAUGUCAGAUCAUGGAAGGUUAUGUCUACGUUGGGGAGGCGUGAGCGGUUUCAACUGUUGCGAGACAUUCUCGCGAGCAGUGUCAUACUAGCUCCAAGGCUAAGUAAAGUUGCUUACACUGCCGGGAAACAUUCGAUGGAGACAUACGUGGCAAUUGUGAAGCUGGAAAGAGCAAUGUUCAGAAUGUUUCACUACUUUGUCUUCAUUUCUGACCCUCACAAGAAGCCGUCAGAGUGGAAGGAACCAUUCUUCGACAACCUUUCUGAUGUGUUCGCUAGGUAUAGUGAUCAAGGAUUGACAUCAGAGAGGUGGAUUGACCAGCGACAACAUUUCAAAGACAUGAGCUGGAUGCGGUCAUUUUCGGCUACACUUGGAGGACAGGACGAGAAAGGAAAAGAGGGCUUCAAGAAAACAAAAUCGCUUGCAGAGAAAUGCCCCGAAGAGUUCAUUCAAUUUGUCAACAAGUUGUUGCCAGAUCCGAAACCGGGGGUUCGCGAAACAUUCAUUGCCAAGCGACUCCUGCGACUUAAUCCGGAGGUUUCUCAAUCAAGACAAGAUGUAAGAACAGAAGAAAUUUUCCAAGAGUUCAAAACAUCGCAGUGGCUUGAGUAUCUGGAAGAGUUCUAUGAUAGAGAAACCAGUCCGGCUUAUGGAUAUAAUUGGCAUGUCAAAGAAGAUCUUAAGCACAGAGAAGGGGAGAGGAAAAGACCAAGCGGCGGUGGUGCGCAUGGCAAGGGAUCCGGAUCGAGCGGAGGUGCGCAUGGCAAAGGAUUGGGAUCGGGGAGCGGUGCAAGUGUCAAGGGUCCGGGACCAAGCGACGGUUCAAGCGGCAAGGACGCAAGUCGUGGGGAACUGCAAAAAAUCGAAAGGUCUCAGGGGCGUCAAGCAACAGAGGGCAAGGGAUCAGGAUCAAGCGGCGGGGGGCAUGGAAAGGGAUCGGCAUGGAAAGGGCAAGGGACCAGUGCAAGUGCCGAGGGUCCGACAACAAGCGUCGGUGCAAGCGACAAGGGAUCAGGAUCGAGCGGCGGUGCGCAGGGCAGGGCUUCGGGACUAAGCGGCGGUGGUUCAACUAUCGAAGGGUCCCACGGUCGAGUCGAACACGACAGUGGCCUAGCAUUGGAGCACUCCCGGCUUGACCAAGCGAAGAAACUCACGGUCGAGUCGAACUCGACAGUGGGAUCGGGAUCGAUCGUCAGUGCAACAGGCAAGGCUUCGAGACCAAGCGGGGGUAGUUCAACUGUCGGCGGUGUUUCACCUGUCAAAGGGUCACAUGGUCGUGUCGAACACGACACUCGUCCAGCAUUGGAGCGCUCGCGGCUUGACCAAGCGAAGAAACUCACGGUCGAGUCCAACCCGACAGUGGGAUCGAAAUCACUCGCCGAUACAAGUGGCAAGGCUUCGAGACCAGUCGGCGUUGUUUCACCUGUCAAAGGGUCACACGGUCGGGUCGAACACGAAAGGGGUCCACUAUUGGAGCGCUCCCAGCUUGACCGAGCGGAGAAACUCGUGGUCGAGUCUGACCCGACACUGCAAUGGGAAUCGAUCGCCGGUGCGAAUGCCAAAACUUCGGGGCAAAAAUGUGGUGUGAGUGGCAAGGGCGUAAGUACAGCUGACCAAGUUUGGGUGACCACGAUGCUAGUGGGUGACAAUGACGCUAUGGAAAUAGAUAUUACUGGUACACUCACAGAAUUACAGAUGCCGUCGUCGACGAUGCCAGCCGAAGUAAAUACUUUGUCGGAGGAAGUUAAAAACUCUCUCUGAAUACGAAUAUUAGAAAUGCAACUAUAGGUGCAAGCGACACUUUUGAGGACACUUUUGAGGACACUUUUGAGGGCGUAAAGGAGGAAGACACUCUCCAUGUACAGGGCAUCGAAGAGGAUGAAGGACAUAUAGUACUAAGUACACCGGAACAAUGUACACUUGUACAACCUCAAUAAACGCUUGAACAACCU